Messenger RNA from Gekko japonicus, 1530 nucleotides. It is a transcript of the gene PRUNE1, whose product is annotated as prune exopolyphosphatase. Bases 22 to 1425 code for a protein of 467 amino acids. Gene Ontology annotation, cellular component: cytoplasm. NCBI's taxonomy places the organism in Eukaryota, Metazoa, Chordata, Lepidosauria, Squamata, Gekkonidae. The record is from RefSeq and is a predicted model, not a curated record. Gene Ontology annotation, molecular function: exopolyphosphatase activity. The transcript is spliced from 8 exons.
CCGCCUCUUGCGGCCGACGCCAUGGAGCGCUUCCUGGGAGGCUGCCGGCCCGCCCUGCAGGAGUGCAUCCGGAGCCGCCGGGACGUCCACGUGGUGCUGGGGAACGAAGCGUGUGAUCUGGACUCGGCGGUGUCCGCCCUGGCCCUCGCUUACUUCUUGGCAAAGGUGUCUCCGGAGCCGAGGGCGGCCUUCAUCCCGGUUUUGAACAUCCCUCGCGCCGACUUCCCCCUGCGGACGGAGAGCACCUUCCUCUUCAAGGAACAGCGGCUCCCCGAGAGCGCCAUCAUCUUCCGAGACGAGAUCGACCUUCUCGCCCUCCACCAAGCCGGGCUCCUCUCUCUGACCCUGGUGGACCACCAUGUCCUGCCGAGCCAGGACGCAGGUCUGGAAGAAACGGUUGUCGAGGUGAUAGACCAUCGCCCCCUGGAGCAGGGAAGGGGCCCUUCGUGCAGAAUCACGUCGGAACUGGUGGGGUCAUGCGCCACACUGGUGACGGAGAAGAUCUUUCAGGGCCGGGUGGAGGUUUUGGACCAGACCACGGCAGCCCUCCUGCACGGGACCAUCGUGCUCGACUGUGUCAACAUGGCCCCCGAGGCUGGCAAAGUGACCCCCAAGGAUGUUCGUUUCGCUUCCCUCCUUGAAUACAAGUUCCCGGAUCUGCCCCCGAGAGGCGUCAUAUUCGAGGCACUGCAGAAUGCCAAGUUUGACGUCUCAGGACUCACGACCGAGCAGAUGCUGAGGAAAGACCUUAAAGCUGUCUCUGGGAAAGACGUUGUCAUUGCGCUUAGCUCUGUGUACGUGACUUUACAGGACUUCUUGCGCCGUCCAGCCGUGGAACAGGAUUUGUGCGCCUUCUGCCGACAGAGAGGCUACGAUGCGCUGGUUGUGAUGGCCAUCUCCUUCAACGAGCAGAACGACCCCUCCCGGCAACUCGCCGUGUACAGCCAGCAAGGGGCACUCCAGACAGCGGUGUGCCAAAGCUUGGAGGAUUCUAGCAACCCCUCUCUCAGCCUGUCUCCGCUGGAGAGCCCGCACCCCACGCUCCGCGCCUACACGCAGGGCAACGCCACCGCCUCUCGGAAGAAGGUCCUCCCCAUCGUCAAAGACUUCCUGAGGGAUUGUGGCACCAUGCAGCCGUGCCGCAAGACCAGAGCUGAGCCCGCGAACGCGUCCCCCGGCAGAGCCGACAGCCGCCCUCUGGAGAGGGGUGCGGCGGGCCGGAAGGAUCCCCCCAAAUCCCAGCGCUUGGGGGACGACCUCUUGGGGGAUGAAGACACCCACCUGCCCCCUACGCCCAUGAACAGCCUGGUGGAUGAGUGCCCCCUCGACCAGGGGCUGCCCAAGCUGUCGGCGGAGGCCGUCUUCGAGAAAUUCAACCGCAUCGCCGUGGCCCGUUCCUGCGAGGACAGCCCCGAGAAGAAGUGAGGCCCUGCGUGGCCCGGCGGCUCUGAUUUCAGGGAAACUUUCCAGCCAAGGGUGUGAUUGUGGCUCAGGGUGUGUGUGUGUGUGUGUGCGGAUGGGUAGCAACGC